AACUAUUAAAUUUUAUACAUUUUGUUAUUCAACUUUUAAAAUUUUGUAUAUUUUUUCACUCUUUUGUUUGCACAUAUCAUCUCUUAAACUAUAAAAUAAUUUUAAAAAAUUGUGCAUUAUGCAACACAAUUUUCAAAACAAAAAUAAUUAAUUGCAAUAUAAAUUUAGGAAGUCCACUCUUGAGUCUUGAAUCAGAUCAGAUUCUCCUUUCCUAAACCAAAUUCAACAACGCCUUAACCCGUCGUCAUGGGCGAAAAAGAAAAUCCUUCUGCAGAAUCUGCACCAACCACAACCGUUCCCGCCGUUUCCAGAACCACAAAAAAACCCAAGAAACUAACCCUAAUCCCUCUGAUAUUCCUCAUCUACUUCGAGGUCGCGGGCGGGCCCUAUGGCGAGGAGCCCGCGGUGCAAGCCGCGGGCCCCCUCCUAGCCCUCCUGGGCUUCCUCGUCUUCCCCUUCAUCUGGAGCGUCCCGGAAGCCCUAAUAACCGCCGAAUUAACCACCGCCUACCCCGGCAACGGCGGCUUCGUCCUAUGGGCCUCACGGGCCUUCGGCCCAUUCUGGGGCUCCUUGAUGGGCACGUGGAAGUUCCUCAGCGGCGUCAUCAACAUCGCCGCCUUCCCGGUCCUCUGCAUCGACUACGUCCAGAAAAUCUUCCCCGUCUUCCACUCCGGCUGGCCCCGCCACGUGGCGGUUCUCUCCUCAACCCUCACCCUCUCCUUCCUGAACUACACCGGCCUCACCAUCGUGGGCUACGUCGCCGUUUUACUUGCUGUGAUUUCUCUCACCCCCUUUAUCGUAAUGUCCCUCAUCGCAAUCCCCAAGAUUAAACCACACAGGUGGAUCAGUCUGGGGCAGAAGGGUGUGAAGAAAGAUUGGAACUUGUUCUUCAACACUCUUUUCUGGAACUUGAACUUCUGGGACAACGUGAGUACCUUAGCAGGGGAAGUUGAUGAACCGCAGAAAACUUUCCCCUUGGCUCUCUUUGUGGCAGUGAUUUUCACUUGCGUGUCUUACCUGAUACCACUUUUCGCUGUCACCGGAGCUGUUUUGGUUGAUCAAACUCAAUGGGAAAACGGGUUUCACGCGCAGGCUGCGGAGAUCAUCGCGGGAAAAUGGUUGAAAAUAUGGAUUGAUUUUGGCGCGGUUUUAUCUGCAAUUGGGCUUUUCGAGGCCCAAUUGAGCAGCAGCGCGUAUCAGAUCCUCGGCAUGGCGGAGAUCGGGAUAUUACCGAAGCUUUUCGGUGUUCGGUCUAAGUGGUUCCACACGCCGUGGUUGGGGAUUUUGGUUUCUACCAUAAUAACGAUUGGUGUGUCGUACAUGGACUUCACCGACAUCAUUUCCUCGGCGAAUUUCUUGUACAGUUUGGGAAUGUUGUUGGAGUUCGCCUCGUUUCUUUGGUUGAGAUGGAAAUCUCCUUCCAUUAAGAGGCCUUACCGAGUUCCAUUGAAGCUUCCACUUUUGGUGGUGAUGUGUUUGGUGCCCUCUGGGUUUCUGGUUUUGAUUAUGGUUAUUGCUACGAAAACUGUAUAUUUGGUGAGUGGGGUGAUGAGCGUGGCUGGGAUUGGGUUUUUCUUGUUCAUAAAACUCUGCAAGAGGAAGAAGUGGGUAGGGUUUGAACAAGAGGAAGAUGAUGGCUUUGAAAGGGAUAAUGUGUCUUCGCUGUGUAUAAGUGUAGUAGUCUUAGAUUGAGUCCACUCUCACUCUAGACUAUUUUAAGAAAUUAAAGUUUCCUGUGUAAUUAUUUUUAGAGAAAAAAGACAUGUGCUUGGUCAAUUUUAGUGGA
Molecule: messenger RNA, 1786 nt
Organism: Glycine soja
Lineage: Eukaryota; Viridiplantae; Streptophyta; Magnoliopsida; Fabales; Fabaceae
Product: probable polyamine transporter At3g13620
Exons: 1
Coding region: 247-1692 (481 amino acids)
Biological process (GO): transmembrane transport
Cellular component (GO): membrane
Molecular function (GO): transmembrane transporter activity
Source: RefSeq, a predicted model, not a curated record